Molecule: messenger RNA, 892 nt
Organism: Marasmius oreades (fairy-ring Marasmius)
Lineage: Eukaryota; Fungi; Basidiomycota; Agaricomycetes; Agaricales; Marasmiaceae
Exons: 3
Coding region: 301-576 (91 amino acids)
Source: RefSeq, a predicted model, not a curated record
GUCCUACCUGUCAGGCUGUCCCCCUCUCAAGAACAACAAAUUACACCUAGGAGCGAUCUCAACUCUGACGUCAAUUUUUUCAAAGCAUUUGCUUACAAGAAACUAUUCUCUGCGUAGCACUAGCUGUCCUACACAUUAGAAUGAUUAUUGGCCACGGCACGGUAAACCACCUGCGUUGUUUUCUCAAUGAAUUGAAACAACUGAAGGUUUUUCAUUUUGGAGUACGGAUCAAGCUUCAAGACUCAAUUUCGAACGCCCUCAGACAUUUUAGUAAGGAUCCGAUGUUGUAGCCACGGUCUCAUGACAAACUCCCGGACUCGUAUGGCCACUGGGUCCCGAAUUUGUCACUCUCGACCAAACACGGCGAUGGCUUCAAGCUACCGCGCAACUACCCGCUCUACUAUCCAACUUAGAGCGUUGGUCUCCAAAUUCUCGCUGCGGCUUUCAGCAGCACAAAUCCAACUUCCAGUCGCAGCGCGCAAAAAGGUCGAUUCCAACGGGAGGGCCUUGACGCCAUCACCUCUAGCUGGGAACCUUACUGCCACGGGUACUUUCUCUAAGCAAGUGUUUUGGUGAUUGAGUGACUGAGUUCGUCAGCGAGUUGGCCGGGGAAUGCGUUGAUAAUGGCGGCAUUGCGAGGGGGAUACGCUCUGGUUCCCGAGUUCCUCCAGGGAACCUAUCAUCAACCUGUUUUGCUCCAGUGCUCAAGGCUGUCUUCGUACAGUUUGAUUGACACCUCCCAAUUUUACACUGAAUGUUCAAUCACAACGCUGGACUGCUAAUAACUUGGUAGGGGUCAACUAUCUCCGACUGCCGGAGGCUAUCUACGAAAUAGUCGAAUUCAAGUCUCAAGACGCGUCCCAAUUAUUGAGGAUAUAGGAAUCUGUUUGAG